GGACACUGACGAUCCGGUUGCCUGGAGUAGAAAGAUCGGUAGCUGGAUUGAGUGAUUGAUUGAUACUUUUUUUAGAGAGUUUGGUUUCCCUUUAGCAACAUUCAGCAGCUUCACAUCCGAGAGAAGAAGAGGAAGAGGAGAUAAUAAAGAAAAUGGCAAAGAACGAUACAGUCUGCCCGGCAUGCAACAACGUCCCACCUACGAUCCCAUCUGUCCGGCCCCGCCCCGAAGGCCGCGCUCGCGUCAUCCAGUGCGGACAGUGCAAGGGAUGGAGUAUCAAGGAACUUCGUCCCUUGGCGGAUAUUGACCUGUUUAAUCUUCCGGAUAUAAGUGGACGCAAGCCCAGACGGAAGAAUGCCGAUCUUGAUCUGCGCAGAAACACAACUGAGCCAGCGGGUGCUCAGCCACGGACAGGAAAAUCUCUUCGAAGGCGGAGUCUUCCUUUGUCUGUUUCGGUCCCGUCGUCUUUGCAAGUUCUUACAAAGACACAUACGAGAAGUAGCGCACGACUUCGUACUCGAUCUCGACAUACUGCGAGACCAGACGACGCUAUCAGCAGUGAAGGACCAAGACCUGACCGUGUCGGAGAUCAAGGUCCUCCCGAGAAUGAAAAAGCAGACGGAAAGGGUGAUUUGGAUAUUGAUAUCCACGAGCUAGACCAAGAACUACUCGCAGCAGAGUCCAAUAUAAGCUCGACAAACCAAACGAAAAAGACGCACGAGACAGUGAAGGAUAGUCACGACACAUAUCGUACAACGAAUAUACCAUCCCCGCCCGCAGCAGCAGCGCCAACGAAGCUGUCAAUAACGGCGCGCGAAGAGGUAUAUACCGUCCCGCAACAUGCCAAGGCUGUAGGUCCGCUGGACUGGGAUAUGCGACAGAUUGAAAGUCCUCUUGACCUCUCUGUCCCACUUGACCUUCCUCCUAGCUUACAGCACGAAGGUCCUAGUACCUCGCCGCACGAUGAUCCUCGUGCCGGUCCGCCCGCUCAGAACACCGUGCUCAAUCUGAAUCCUACACACCACCGCACCCACAAACCUCCACGUCCAGUGCGCAAUCUAGGCCAUGGUCAUGGUCAUGGUCGCAAUCAUCCCGCAUUCGACACAGCCGACAGAAAGAAAAUCGUCGCGGAGAAAAUGACCCCCCUAGAACUCCGCCGCAUGAGGCGCCGACGGAGGAACUACAUGGGUCGAAUGACCAAGACGUAUCCUUUGGCCCGUCUUGGGCCCGCCGACGAUACUUUCGUUGACCUUGGCCUUGACCGGGACUUUGACUUUGACAUUAACCUUGAUGGUGAUAUUGUUUCUCGAAAUAUUUCUUCUCGGAACUCAGAUGUGAAGAGGCUGCCGGUAGGGCCAGUACGACCAACGGGAUCGACUGCACCGACGGGACUGGCAGGACCAACGGUUGUUGAAAUAGAACCACGCAUCCCGCCCCGCGCAGGAAUGGCAUUUGGUCUGCGCGCCAUCCCGCGGCGAUGCGUGUUUGAUGGGCGCGGCGGCAUGUUUGUCUGUCAUGACCACAACCACUCUGGCUAUCCUCUUUGUUACCGUCGAAGUCACCCGUACUUUGACGACUCUUACGGCGGCCUUACAUACCGUGAUGAUGCCCAUUACGGCAAUCUGCACGACGACAGCGCUUCAGGCGCGUCUGACCACGGCGCUUGGGGCGGGUCAGUCUCAGAGGAAGGGGACGGUAGAAACAUCGCUUCGUGGACAGGCGGGAAUAAGAAACGAAAGAAAGUUUCGCUGGGGCUGGGAAAGUUGGCGGGCAUGUUACUCGCCAUGGACAUGGACAUUCACGCGGACAUUCACGCGGACGUUAAUGUAUUUGAUGGAUCUGACGGAUCGGAUGUAUCGACGCUGUCGUUAGUGCACGAGGAGGCUGAAGGGAACGGCAACGACGACGUCGAUGAUAUGACGGACACCGGAGAAAGAAGGAGAGGAAUUGGAGGGGGAGGGAGGAGGAGAAGGAGAAUGUUUGGCUUGACGACGCCGCCAGUCCGAAGGGUUUUUGUUUAGAUUUUUCUAAUAUUUUGGGUUUUAUUUUAUUUUUCUAUUCUUUUUUUCUAUUCCUUUUUUUCUAUGCCUUUUUUUGGUGUGUGUGUGUGUUUCUUGGGAUUUAGAUUUUAUUUUAUUUUUUUGGCACUUGUGUCUUUCUCUAUUGACCCUCACACGCUUUGUCUGAAAUUUAUGAAUGGGAUUGAUUUAGUUGUAUGCGUACUCAAUAAUAUGUAAAAAAAAAAGAAAAGAAACUAAGUAAGGACGAGAAAGGGAAAAUAAGAUGAGAAAAAUACAUAAAUAAACAUAUCACUCUUUUGUCUCUACUGUGACAGAAUAUGGUAUAAAACUACUUGGCACAAUAGAAGAUUACAUGCUUCAUUAAUG
This is a messenger RNA of Xylona heveae TC161, 2387 nucleotides long. RefSeq lists its product as hypothetical. Lineage: Eukaryota; Fungi; Ascomycota; Xylonomycetes; Xylonales; Xylonaceae. The transcript has a single exon. Bases 153 to 2021 code for a protein of 622 amino acids. The record is from RefSeq and is a predicted model, not a curated record.